GUACGAAUCCAUUGCUUAUUCUUGCACUUAACUAUCUGCUUCUCUCUAUCAUUGAUCCGAAUGUCUUUAAUCUGAUACAUUCAAUCUCAUACUGAUUUCCCUGCGCCUUUCUCCCUCACUGUUUGAUUUCAAAUAUGGAGCCAGACGUGAGCAUCGAGACGUCAUCCAUGAUCCGGAUCGCGGUUCUCCCAAUCGGCACGGUCCCACCAACUCUAUUACGGGACUACCAUUCAAUGCUACUCCGGCAUCACACGAUCCCGCUCUCCGCCAUCAGCUCGUUCUACACAGAGCAUCAAAAAUCUCCGUUUGCUCAGCAGCCCUGGGACUCCGGUUCGCUCCGCUUCAAGUUCGUACUCGGCGGGGCCCCACCGAGUCCCUGGGAAGAUUUCCAGUCAAAUCGUAAGAUCCUCGCCGUUAUUGGCAUUUGCCACUGCCCUUCCUCGCCUGAUCUCGAUUCUGUUAUCGAGCAGUUCAAUUCCGCUUGUAAGGGUUAUAGCUCCGCUCUUGUUAAACGCUGCUUUGCGUUCUCUCCAAGUGACUCUCACCUAGAGAAUGGUGCAAAGAAGGGUGAAAAUUUGCUUUUGUUUCCUCCGGCUGACCGUCAAACGCAGGAGUUUCACUUGCAGACGAUGAUGCAAGAUAUUGGGGCUUCGUUGUUGAUGGAAUUUGAGAAGUGGGUUCUUCAGGCGGAAUCUGCUGGAACUAUAUUGAAGACACCAUUAGAUUCUCAAGCCAGUCUCAGCUCAGAGGAGGUGAUAAAGGCCAAAAAGCGAAGACUUGCCCGUGCACAGAAAACUAUAGGGGAUUACUGUUUGUUGGCUGGAUCACCUGUUGAUGCUAAUGCUCAUUAUUCAACUGCACUGGAACUAGCUAGGUUGACCGCUGACUUCUUCUGGUAUGCCGGGGCAUUGGAAGGAAGCGUCUGUGCCUUACUGGUGGACCGAAUGGGCCAGAAGGACCCAGUUCUGGAGGAAGAGGUUAAAUACCGGUACAACAGUGUCAUCUUGCAUUACAGGAAAUCAUUUAUACAAGACAAUGCUCAGAGAGUCUCACCGCUAAGUUUUGAACUUGAGGCUACUUUGAAAUUGGCAAGAUUUCUUUGCAGGAGAGAGCUGGCUAAGGAUGUAGUGGAGUUGUUAACGAGUGCUGCAGAUGGUGCGAAGUCGUUGAUAGAUGCCAGUGACAGACUCAUCUUAUAUGUUGAGAUAGCUCGUUUAUUUGGAACUCUGGGUUAUCAACGAAAAGCUGCCUUUUUCUCAAGGCAGGUAGCUCAGUUGUAUUUGCAACAAGAAAGUAGAUCGGCUGCUAUUUGUGCUUUGCAAGUUCUGGCAAUGACCACUAAGGCAUAUCGUGUUCAGAGUCGAGCAUCCAUCUCAAAGCAUUCUCUGUCUACCGAAACUGGAUCAAGUCAUGCUGAUGGCGGAAAAAUGCAUCAUCAAUCAGUAGUCUCUCUAUUUGAGUCUCAGUGGAGCACCUUGCAGAUGGUUGUGUUAAGGGAGAUACUGCUCUCUGCUGUUCGUGCAGCAGAUCCUCUUGCUGCAUGGAGUGCAGCAGCUAGGCUUCUCAGAUCUUAUUAUCCUCUAAUUACACCUGUUGGACAAAAUGGCCUUGCUAGUGCACUUACAAACUCAGCAGAGAGGUUGCCUUCAGGAACUCGAUGUGCUGAUCCAGCCUUACCUUUUGUAAGGUUGUACUCUUUUCCCAUGCAUCCUUCACAAAUGGACAUCAUUAAACGGAAUACAGGUAGAGACGACUGGUGGGCAGGCUCUGCUCCUUCAGGGCCUUUUAUAUAUACACCAUUCAGUAAAGGAGACCCAAAUGAUACCGGUAAGCAGGAGUUGAUUUGGGUUGUUGGAGAACCAGUCCAGGUCUUGGUGGAGUUGGCAAAUCCUUGUGGAUUUGAUUUAAGGGUUGAUAGUAUAUAUCUCUCGGCGCAUUCAGAAAAUUUUGAUGCUUUUCCAAUUAGUGUAGAUCUCCCACCUAAUUCAUCUAAAGUGAUCACUUUAUCUGGAAUACCAACUUCAGUGGGGGUUGUGAGAAUUCCAGGAUGCAGAGUUCACUGUUUUGGUGUGAUAACCGAACACCUAUUUAGGGAUGUAGAUAAUCUGCUUUUAGGAGCCGCACAAGGACUUGUUCUUUCUGACCCUUUCCGAUGCUGUGGAUCUGCCAAGUUGAAAAACGUAUCUAAUCCAAAUAUAUCUGUGGUAUCACCUCUGCCACUGCUAGUGUCACAUGUUGUUGGUGGUGAUGGGGCCAUCAUUUUGUACGAAGGUGAAAUUCGCGAUGUAUGGAUAAGUCUGGCUAAUGCAGGUACAGUUCCAGUUGAGCAAGCACAUAUUUCACUAUCAGGAAAAAACCAAGAUUCUGUUAUCUCAAUUGCAUAUGAGGCCUUAAAAUCUGCUCUUCCUUUGAAGCCUGGAGCUGAAGUGACUGUACCUGUGACAUUAAAAGCCUGGCAGCUUGGGUUGUUUGACCAUGAAACUGCUGCUGGCAAGAGUGCCUCUGGAAGCACAGGGAGGCAUUUAAAGGAUGGAAGCAGCCCUUCUUUGUUGAUUCAUUACUCAGGGCCACUUACGAAUUCUGGAGAUCAGUCUGUUGUGCCCCCUGGUAGACGCCUGGUUGUUCCCUUGCAAAUCAGUGUUUUGCAAGGUUUAUCUUUUGUAAAAGCUCGUUUGCUUUCAAUGGAGAUUCCUGCACAUGUUGGUGAAAACCUUCCUAUGCCUGUUUAUGUGGAUUCUACUUCUACUGAGGGAACCGUUGGUUCUGAAAAUAAGAUGGACAAAUUGAUGAAGAUUGAUCCUUUUAGAGGAAGUUGGGGGCUACGUUUCCUUGAACUUGAGUUGUCCAAUCCGACUGAUGUUGUGUUUGAAAUUAGUGUUUCUGUCCAGCUGGAAAAUUCAAACAACGAGGAUGGCCUUUCGAGUGAUCAAGAUGCUACCGAAUAUGGUUAUCCUAAGACAAGAAUUGACAGGGAUUACACUGCAAGGGUAUUAAUUCCGCUGGAGCAUUUUAAGUUGCCUAUUCUUGAUGGUUCCUUUUUUGUGAAGGACUUAAAGUCAGAUGGUUCUAUCGGGAGCAGAAAUUCCAGCUUCUCAGAAAAGAAUACUAAGGCUGAGCUAAAUGCUUCCAUUAAGAACCUCAUUUCGAGAAUAAAGGUCAGAUGGCAAUCUGGACGCAACAGCUCUGGAGAAUUGAAUAUCAAGGAUGCUAUACAGGCAGCCCUUCAGACAUCUGUUAUGGAUGUACUGCUGCCAGAUCCUUUGACAUUUGGCUUCAGGCUUGUUAGAAAGGAUUCUGAGCAGGCUAAAAAACUUGGUUUACCUAAAGAUUCUGUGAUAGCAAAUGACAUGACUCCUAUGGAAGUUCUAGUUCGUAAUAACACUAGGGAAAUUAUCAAGAUGAGUCUUAGUAUUACAUGCAGAGAUGUAGCUGGUGAGAACUGCGUUGAGGGCUCUAAGGGGACUGUCCUAUGGUCGGGUGUCCUAAAUGAAAUUACCAUGGAGGUUCUCCCGCUUCAAGAAUCAAGGCAUUGUUUCUCUUUGUACUUCCUUGUCCCAGGUGAGUACACUCUUGUGGCUGCUGCCGUAAUUGAUGAUGCUAAUAACAUCCUUCGAGCUCGAGCAAAGACCGAUUCACCUGACGAACCAAUUUUCUGUCGUGGACCCCCAUUUCAUGUGCGAGUUACUGGUACUGUGUGACAGUUUAUUUGUAUGUUCAUAACAUAUUGGAUUAUGAGACGUGCAAACUCAAGAGUGAACAAAGAUGCCAGCAUUUUUUGUGGCGGCGUCUCAAUUACACAUUUUUAGUCUUCAUAUCAUAUUGGAUUAUGAGAAAUGCUGCUCGAAGGGUCUAGUCAAA
Molecule: messenger RNA, 3858 nt
Organism: Pistacia vera
Lineage: Eukaryota; Viridiplantae; Streptophyta; Magnoliopsida; Sapindales; Anacardiaceae
Product: trafficking protein particle complex II-specific subunit 120 homolog
Exons: 10
Coding region: 135-3698 (1187 amino acids)
Cellular component (GO): trans-Golgi network
Source: RefSeq, a predicted model, not a curated record